GACGCAGAGGCAGUGUGUCUCUGCGUGCUAAAUAAAUUCUAUUGGAGUUCGAAAAGCCCUAAAAACCGAAGAAGAGGAAGAAAAUCGUGUGGCGGGGUAAUAUAAAAAGGCGUGGUGGUUUCGUAUCAGUGGUGAAGAUGUCGGCCACUGGUGGAGGUGGUGGUGGUGGUGGUGGUCAAGAGGAGGACAAGAAGCCAAUGGACCAAGCCGCUCACAUUAAUCUCAAGGUCAAGGGUCAGGAUGGAAACGAGGUGUUCUUUAGGAUUAAGCGAAGCACCCAGCUGCGCAAACUAAUGACUGCUUACUGUGAUCGGCAGUCAGUGGAAUUGAACUCAAUUGCAUUUUUAUUUGAUGGACGCAGACUCCGGGCAGAGCAGACUCCAGAUGAGCUUGAGAUGGAGGAUGGUGAUGAGAUCGAUGCUAUGCUGCACCAAACCGGAGGGAAUGCAUGAAUGCUUUGAACUCAAUAGAUAUAUGUAUUUAACAUGGUGAUGAGAUCGAUGGACGAGACUCCAUAGAUAUAUAAAAUGGAAGGCUAUGAGAAAAAGGAUUUAGAUUGGCCGCCUAGUUUCUAAUUCUGGUUUAUGUAUUAAACAUGUUACUGUAAAUAAGAAAUGGAUCUGUUGAACUCUAAAGCUAGUCCUGAGUUUUUGGUGGUUGAGGAAAUAUUUGAAUGGGAAUUUUGAUUAAUGGUUAUUAGAUGA
This is a messenger RNA of Ziziphus jujuba (common jujube), 704 nucleotides long. Its product is annotated as small ubiquitin-related modifier 1. NCBI's taxonomy places the organism in Eukaryota, Viridiplantae, Streptophyta, Magnoliopsida, Rosales, Rhamnaceae. Bases 138 to 452 code for a protein of 104 amino acids. Gene Ontology annotation, biological process: protein sumoylation. The record is from RefSeq and is a predicted model, not a curated record. Gene Ontology annotation, molecular function: ubiquitin-like protein ligase binding; protein tag activity. Gene Ontology annotation, cellular component: nucleus. The transcript has 3 exons.